GAAAGCGCUUCAUUUUACCGAACUUUGCAUUUGCGUUAACAACAUCCCAGAAAUGGAGACGCCAUUAUGAGACCCGAUUCAAUUUUUUCCGUUUUACGCAGAUGACGAGAGUGGCAGAUUGGAAAUGAAGGCGAUCCCGGGAUCGACAUCGGCAGGUGGCAGCAGUGAACCACCGAAAAAAACUGGCGAGAAUGAUUGGUCGGAUAGUCCGAGAGGAUCCCUGAGGAAGAUGACCGUUCGAAACCGAAACUUUGUCGAGAAUUCGGCCGGACCAUCCACCAGCAUGGUUUCUAGUAUAAGCAGUCCGAAUUUUAGACGGGAUCCUAGCAUUAGGUCUUUAAAAAACUAUCAUCAUAUUAUGGAUAUGCAAGCUGUUCAGUCUAGAAGGGCCCCCAGUAGUGUGGAUUCUGGUUACGGAUUCAGCGCCAAACCUUUCUCUGAAGCCGGUUCUGUGCGAUCGUGGGCCUCAGUCGGAAUGGGGUCCACCGAUGGAAAGAAAAUGAUAGUACGCAGGGUGCCCACUUCUCCAGUGGAGCUGUUCAACAUCGUAAAUCCACCCAC
Molecule: messenger RNA, 561 nt
Organism: Sitophilus oryzae (rice weevil)
Lineage: Eukaryota; Metazoa; Arthropoda; Insecta; Coleoptera; Curculionidae
Exons: 2
Source: RefSeq, a predicted model, not a curated record